Molecule: messenger RNA, 732 nt
Organism: Procambarus clarkii (red swamp crayfish)
Lineage: Eukaryota; Metazoa; Arthropoda; Malacostraca; Decapoda; Cambaridae
Source: RefSeq, a predicted model, not a curated record
AUGUCGCCCGCUCUUCCGGACAUGCCGCGCCCGCUCUUCAGGAAAUGUCGCGCCCGCUCUUCAGGAAAUGUCGCGCCCGCUCUUCAGGAAAUGUCGCGCCCGCUCUUCCGGACAUGUCCUCCCGCUCUUCUGGACGUGUCGCACCCGCUCUUCUGGACGUGUCGCACCCGCUCUUCUGGACGUGUCGCACCCGCUCUUCCGGACAUGUCCUCCCGCUCUUCCGGACAUGUCGCUCUCGCUCUUCCAGACAUGUCGCUCCCGCUCUUCCAGACAUGUCGCGCCUGCUCUUCCGGACAUGUCGCUCCCGCUCUUCCGGACAUGUCGCGCCCGCUCUUCCGGACAUGCCGCGCCCGCUCUUCCGGACAUGUCGCGCCCGCUCUUCCGGACAUGUCGCGCCCGCUCUUCCGAACAUGUCGCGCCCGCUCUUCCGGACAUGUCGCUCUCGCUCUUCCAGACAUGUCGCUCCCGCUCUUCCAGACAUGUCGCUCCCGCUCUUCCGGACAUGUCGCGCCCGCUCUUCUGGACAUGUCGCGCCCGCUCUUCCGAACAUGUCGCGCCCGCUCUUCCGGACAUGUCGCUCUCGCUCUUCCAGACAUGUCGCUCCCGCUCUUCCAGACAUGUCGCUCCCGCUCUUCCGGACAUGUCGCGCCCGCUCUUCCGGACAUGUCGCCUCGCUUUUCUGAACACGUGCAUGCACACGUGUUCUCACGUCUCAAUAUGAAAACAAACUAA